This is a messenger RNA of Suillus paluster, 1421 nucleotides long. RefSeq lists its product as uncharacterized. The coding region runs from base 388 to 1062 and encodes 224 amino acids. The transcript is spliced from 6 exons. The record is from RefSeq and is a predicted model, not a curated record. NCBI's taxonomy places the organism in Eukaryota, Fungi, Basidiomycota, Agaricomycetes, Boletales, Suillaceae.
UCCGACAAGCGGUCAGCUUCGACAACGUCAAACAUCCCUCCGUCCCAUGGGCUAGUCCAUUUCGCUUCGUUCCUUAUCGUCUUGAACUCUCGUCGGAUAGGACUAGCGUCCCUCUUUAUAUCGAGACUAGGAGACGGGGAUACCCGAUACACAGAAAGAUUGCCAAUUCCUGGAGCAGCUGACAACCAGACCUCCCCCGCGACACACACGUCCAUGCUACUUACGGAUGGUGUGAGAAAACGGCUUGUCAGCUGGAGUGAACGGGCGACUAUGAAGACUGCUUCCGGUGCACCGGGGCUACCCCCUCCCCGCAAACUAUAACGAGACCAGAUACACCAACAUGCAGUGGCGCAACAGGUGGCUCUAGUAGUGGAAGACAGCGUCGAGAUGACUGCCAACGCCCAGCUAAAAGUCUAUGCCAAAGUGCGACGUCGGAUGUUGCCAUACGCCCAUGCGGUGUAUCCCUCAAUUGGAAUUCACUGCUCAUGCCCUUAUCGCCACUCGGGUCAAGGACGGAGUAAAAAAUGGUACAUGGUCGGACAGAACAAGGAAGUGGUUCAAGUUAAGUGGCGUGUUGCUUUUAUCGCAUAUCGCGGCCACCACUUCAUGCAUAUCCAGCUCCGCGAUUCUGCUGCACGGAAAGGUGGCCUGGCGAUACCCCCGUCAGAUUCUCAACAGCUGUAUGAUGGGCAAUCUGGAGCCACCAAUGUGCUUCAAGACAUAUGGAUCCUCACAGCUGACAGGAAUCAAGAACGUGAUAAGAACUGUGUCGUCAUCCCCAUGAUCAGAUCCAACCAGUGGCAGAUUGGAGUCUAUCUGGAGACUUGCUCAAGGCUGGCGACCGUAGACUCGAUUAAACUUUUAUUCUUGGUGCUCAUGGAUGAGCGGGCUGGAUAUCGACGUCGCCUGUCAGGGGCGGAUGACACGCACCCGGCAUUCUGCAGCGCAAUUUCUGGUAUUCGUAGUCCUGCAAAGCGACGUAAAUAUAAUAGACCAAGGCUUAGCAUCAGUGAACCGCCAUUCGAGGAAACCGAAAAACCCCCAGGGUCAGAGGAGAUCUGAAGGGCUGCCCAUCUUGUAAACAGCGGGCACCAUAUCUUAGGAUGAUAUGCAUCACAUACUUUAGGACCAAUUUAGGACAUACAGAUUUUAUUACAAUUUCUAACUGUACGACUCCAACAGAUACAACUACAACGUCACGGAGAGGGGUUUCACAGGAAGUCUAAUCUGGGUUAUUCAGUGCAUGCAGGACAGAGAUGAUAGGAAAUUUACUUGAAUCAUUCAUAGACAUAUGAUUCAUGGGCGAUUCAAGGAGAUUUUACUCUGGAAAUACCAGAGAUACCCCCUGUUUCCUCCGUUGCCCAUGUAACAGAGAAAGCGUAGAUUCUAAAUCACACAUUAAUUACUGAAGCAUUUCCCGC